AAUUUCAUUGCUUUAAAAUCUAAAUGUGUACAGAAUGUACUGAAAAUCCUAUUACCACAACAACGACUAUGAGUUCGGUCAGUGCGCCAGUCCAGCCAGAAAGUACAACAUCAAUACAACAUGGUAGCGGAGGUCAGCAAGGGUAUGAAAUAGGAAAUGGUACCUGGUGUUUCCAGUGUGAAGAUAUGACACACCUUCAAUUCUGUGACAUAGUUACACGAUGUAACUCAAACGAGGUAUGCUACAUCCAGAAGUAUACACGAAGUCACAAAUUUCAUUUGUUUCGGUCAGGUUGUAUGCAUGCAAAUAAAUGUCAUAGUUUAGAAGAUCUGAUAGGCUGCCAGCAAUGUUGCCAUGGAAACUUUUGUAAUGUCAUGGGUUGCGGAGACGACGGUCUGCCAAAUUUCGACAGCAGAGGACCAAUUUGCUUUGACUGUGCACACCAAGGACAGGACGAUUUUUGUCAGUCGGUACACAUGUGUCGUCCAGAUCAGGUCUGUAAGAUAGAAAAGUUUGAGUGGGGCUCUGAUUAUCAUUAUGUUAUGGGCUGCGCAGAUGACCAGGUGUGCAUCUCGAAAAGAGACAUUCAGGCACGAUAUGCUCCGUCUGCUCCAAAUGUUGUCAUUCAGACUUUUGUAACAUGAACUGUACAAUGCCACAUCCUCAACAGAUUAUAGGU
This is a messenger RNA of Mercenaria mercenaria, 679 nucleotides long. RefSeq lists its product as uncharacterized. Lineage: Eukaryota; Metazoa; Mollusca; Bivalvia; Venerida; Veneridae. The transcript has 7 exons. The record is from RefSeq and is a predicted model, not a curated record. Bases 24 to 644 code for a protein of 206 amino acids.